Messenger RNA from Lampris incognitus (smalleye Pacific opah), 2036 nucleotides. RefSeq names its product solute carrier family 46 member 1 (gene slc46a1). Gene Ontology annotation, biological process: transmembrane transport. NCBI's taxonomy places the organism in Eukaryota, Metazoa, Chordata, Actinopteri, Lampriformes, Lampridae. The record is from RefSeq and is a predicted model, not a curated record. Gene Ontology annotation, cellular component: plasma membrane. Gene Ontology annotation, molecular function: transmembrane transporter activity. The transcript has 6 exons. The coding region runs from base 225 to 1688 and encodes 487 amino acids.
CAAAAGUGAAAAUAGCCUCGGUUAGCAGAAGUCACAUUACGGUAAAAACACAAGGUUGAUAUACAUAUAUAUUUCAGCGGACACGGUGCGGCAAAAUGGGAGCGUCAACACGAUAUGUGGAUGAUUACAUUUGCGUUAAACUGAAGUAAACCCAAAGUGAUAACUAUUAACAAAGUUAACGCUUCAAUCUGUCAGCCGUCCUGCGGUUAAUGUUUUAGCUUGACAUGGACGAACCGGACACUACAGCCAUCCUCCCCGAGGAAGAAGAAAUGUCGACCGACGCCUCGUCUGGCCGCAAAGCGGAGUCUGGCGACAGAAACCCCGGCCGGCCGCCGUUCGCCUGCCCUCGGUUUGUGUCGGUGGAGCCCGUGUUGUUCCUCUCCAUGUUCUCCCUGGUUCUGCAAGUGCCCCUGUGCACACAAUACCUAUGGGACCGCAUCGGGGAGGACAUCGGGUACAACGGGACCAAGCAGGGCGGCGGAUGCGGCAACACCUCGGCCGACGUCGACCCUCUUCAAAAAGAGGUAGAAACAUCAACAGCCCACUGGAACUUAUACAUCAAUCUGGGGGGCUUUGCUGUGGGGUUGUUGACGGUGACAUUCCUGGGUUCGUGGAGUGACGUUGCUGGCCGUAGACCAGUCCUCAUCAUCCCCUGCCUGGGCUUAGCCAUUCAGGCAGCGGUUUACCUGCUGGUGAUGUACUUAAAGCUGCCUGUGGCAUACUUCCUAAUAGGCCGGGUGCUUAGUGGCCUCUCAGGAGACUUCAACACCGUAUUGGCAGGAUGCUUUGCAUAUGUGGCUGAUACAAGUGACAGAAGUUCCCGUACCUUCAAAGUGGCAGUACUGGAGGCUUGUCUGGGUCUUGCAGGCAUGCUGGCUAGCAUUAUUGGAGGGCAGUGGCGGCGGGCACAAGGGUACAUAAACCCUUUCUGGCUGGUACUGGCAACCAAUGUGGCUGCAGCUCUUUAUGCCUACCUGUUUGUCGUUGAGUCUGUACCUUCAGACCCCAGCGCCAAGCUCCUCACCACUCGUCACCAUAAGGCUGUCUUCCGCCUCUACUCAACAGGAGGGGAAACCAGUGAGGGUGGUAAAAUAUUUCAGAGGUACAAGCUGUGGCUGUACACAUUAUGCUUCUUUUUGGUGGUGACAGUACAUUUGGGCAGCAGGGAGCUGUUUGUGUUGUAUGAGCUUAGCACACCAUUGUGCUGGGGACCAGCUCUGAUCGGCUACGGCUCAGCAGCCCAACACCUGACUUACCUGACCAGCCUGCUGGGACUGAAGGUCAUGCAGCGCUGCUUAGCGGACUCCUGGGUGGCCCUUGUGGGCUUGGCCUCCAACAUAGCUGGUCUGGCAGUUAUCUCUGUGGCUACUACCACCGAGCUUAUGUUCACAGGAUAUGGGCUGUCUUUCCUCUUCAUGACUGCGACCCCGGUGAUCAGGUCGAAUCUGUCUAAGCUGGUGGGGCCAUCAGAACAAGGUGCCCUGUUUGCCACUGUUUCCUGUGUCGAGGGGUUGUGUUCUCUGGUAGCAAGUGGUCUCUUCAACUCCCUUUAUCCAGCCACAUUGCAUUUCAUGAAAGGUUUCCCCUUCCUUUUUGCUGCCAUCCUCCUCCUUAUCCCUGCUGGGAUUAUUGGGAUCCUGGAAUGUCAAGACCGUAGGACAGACAACAGGGAAUCGACAACAUCCUGACAAGUACCAUUGCAUAUCUAAUGGAUUUUACACCGGUGUCUGCCUAAAUUUAAAAGCAUCACCUAUCACAGACACAAAGAUUUGUUGUAUCUGUGUCUGUUAUGCAAAGGCGUUUUUUUGCCUUUUGAACAAGUGCAAUAAUGCGACAUCUGACUAUGAUGUUAAAUAGCUUGUGCAGAGAUGGGGUUCUUCCUCCAGUCACACCAAAGGGAGUGAGAUCGAAGGACCAAGAACCAGCCUUACGAGUGACAUCAUGAAGACCAUUCUACAUCUCAGAUGGGUUCUUUGAAUCUUUGUUGAUAAAAGUCAUAGAUAAACAUUUUAAUGACAAUAAUACACACUUCUGAA